Molecule: messenger RNA, 725 nt
Organism: Rubroshorea leprosula
Lineage: Eukaryota; Viridiplantae; Streptophyta; Magnoliopsida; Malvales; Dipterocarpaceae
Source: the annotation of a GenBank genome assembly
ACACUUCCCUUUGUUCCUUCUCUAGCAUUCACUAUUUAGACUACACAUUUCCUUGAAUUCACACGUAAAGAUCACUCAAAGAUGGAAGCCCUCUUCUCCCAAUUCACCUUCCUCUCAGAUCAAGCUCUGCAAGACAGAUCCUUCGACCCCUCCACAGUCGAAGACCUCAUGAAACUCUUUGAGAUCGAAGCCUACAAGUCCUGGGCAGCCAUGGAACUCGAGGGACAGAGGGAGGAAGAAGAAGCAGAGGAGUCCCUGCAGCAGGCUGAGGCUCAUCUCGAUUCCGUCCUGGACAGUGCCAUGGAUGAGUUCCGGAGAUUUGAGGAAGAGAUGGAACGGAUGUCGAGAGAGGAGCUGGAUUCUCUGGUUCGUACAGGGGAGAAUGCACGGGAAAUGGGGAACCUCAUGGAGAAGGCGGCGAGUGUUGCUUCCAAGAGGUAUAUUGAGGCGGUGAUGAAUUCUGCGGCUGCUUCCAUGAAGUCUGCUUGGAAGGGGAUUUCCUCUCACAAGGUUCAUCCUUCAUGAGAGAUUUUUAUUUUUAUUUUUUUCUAUGCAUAAUUGGACAAAAACCCAGUUCUGGUUUCGGGUAUCUUUAAAAAUUUAGUUCUGUUUAUUGAAUUUCUUUUGAAGUCUAUUGUACGAAUAUUCUACUUGUUGAAUCAGGUUAUGGUACUUCACUGAUGAUCCAAAAACAGUAAUCCUUUGUGCUGCCAUUUCAAACAAGA